This is a messenger RNA of Pseudozyma hubeiensis SY62, 1716 nucleotides long. RefSeq lists its product as hypothetical. Bases 1 to 1716 code for a protein of 571 amino acids. The transcript has a single exon. NCBI's taxonomy places the organism in Eukaryota, Fungi, Basidiomycota, Ustilaginomycetes, Ustilaginales, Ustilaginaceae. The record is from RefSeq and is a predicted model, not a curated record.
AUGAGCAACAAUAAAGGUCGUCGCUUCUACGAUGUCGCGAUCGAGCCUUCCACCGCAGCACUGCUCUCUGCAGUCUCACAGACUGGGACGAGCCAAGCAAAUAUUCGUUCAUCACUCCCCAACUAUGUCGCACUCAACUUCAACUUCAAGCCCGACUCUGCACACGACUGCAGAAAAGGCGCCCUCUUCCAGCCUGGCUCCAGCAGCAACGUCAACGCUGACUGGCAGCUGGAGCUUGAGUCGACGGACACAGAAGCGGGACCCAGUACCGACUCGAAAGCUGCGGCAAGACACCAGCAUGCGCACGUGUUUACCGGGCCUCAGACUUCGGCAAAAGCGUACGAUUUGGUCUUGAUCUGGGAUGACAAGAUGAGAGGAUACCGUCUAGAGCGUAUCGCAUCCACCUUCUCGCUCAAGUACGAGAGAUCUAAGACGAUUCUCAGCAAGAAAAGUCAAGACGUAUGGGAGAGCGACGCAGCAAAGCCGAGCAAACGAGCCUCCGCAAACAGCGUGAUGCUGCGAUCGACAUCUGACGACAAGCAAGAUGAAACCAGACGUACAAGCAAUCAUCCUGCGCAGCUUCCAUCAGCUAUUGCGGGAGGCAAGAGAGCAGGCGAGCUCAAGCUGCGCGGCAAAACAAGCAAUGUUGCUGCUCCCGUACGACGUUCUUCUCGAAUCAGCGUGGCGGUCGAGAUGGAGGAAUUCGAUGACCGGUCCGUGUCACCAGUAGAGUCCCCGGCUGGAUCAGCGAGCAGAUCAAAGAGGAGCUCAGUGUCGCAAGAAAACGAGCUGCGAAGCAAAGACGAGAACAAACGAGUCAAGUUGCCAGAAGCAAUCCAACAGCGUAGCUCAAAUGACGAGCCUGCUGUUGGGCUGCGUCGCAGCCGUCGUCGUUCGAGCCAGGCACAAACGGAAGACGGCCCGCUAUCUUCACCUCACAGCGACCCCGUCUCAAGGUCUGAGCCGACUCUUGCGGCAGAGGUAGAGACAGCUCGACACACAGACGCGGAGGAUGACGAUUUGGCGCUCGAGCUAGAGCGGGAGCUGCAACGCGAGCUCGACGUCGAGAUGCGGGACAAAAGCGAGGUCGAAGAGCGACCACGUCCAAGAACCAUCUCGGCAAACCUACCCGCAAAGUCCACUUCGAAUCGAUCUCUCUCGCCCGUCUCUCGACUCAAGCGCGGAGAGAGACAAAUGAAGGUCAGCACGCCGAAAGCACACACUCCUGACCUCGAUGAUGCAUCGCUGCACCAUUCUUCAGCGUUCUCGAGAUCUCACAGGCAAAUCGACUCUCCGUUGACGGACCGUUCGAGUCCUGGUGAUGCGGAUCAUAUUCCAGCAGCAGCAUCCAUAGGUCUCGGGUUACAUCAGACUGGGAUUGGCAUCACUCCCACCGCCUCUCCGCGUCUUGACGUCGCCAGUCCUGACGAGUCGGCCGCUUCGUUGGCGAACAACGACGGCGACCUGAAUCAAGAGGGCGAAGGGGCCGAAGACGAUGACGAUUUGCAAGACUUUGCAGCCGAACUCGACCUGAGCCUGGCUGAAGGUCCCGAUGCAUUGUCACAGGUCGUUGGUGGUGCCGUAGAGAAGAGACGAAGCUCUCGAACUUACGCAGCAUCGCAGAGCAUGUCUGAGGCUGGAGCUAGGUCGGCUCGCAAAGCGUAUGGACUCGGCGGUCCACGUCAGGAAGAGGAAGAGCUUGAAGAUAGUGACUGA